Molecule: messenger RNA, 3007 nt
Organism: Lontra canadensis (Northern American river otter)
Lineage: Eukaryota; Metazoa; Chordata; Mammalia; Carnivora; Mustelidae
Gene: IPP
Product: intracisternal A particle-promoted polypeptide
Exons: 9
Coding region: 138-1892 (584 amino acids)
Molecular function (GO): actin binding
Source: RefSeq, a predicted model, not a curated record
CCGGGCUCCCCCCGCCCUCUCGGCGCCGGCGUUGGUAGUGACUGCGCGCGCAGGGCCUUAGCGGGCGCCGGCGGGAAGGGGAAGCGGCGGGGUAGGAUCAGAUUAUGGGCAACAGUCCUUUUAAUUAAUCUGUCAACAUGGCUAAUGAGGACUGUCCCAAGGCUGGUAAUAGUCCAUUUUCAUCUGAUAAACAUGCCCAACUCAUCUUGGCCCAGAUCAAUAAAAUGAGGAAUGGAGAGCAUUUCUGUGAUGUGCAGCUGCAAGUUGGGAACGAGACUUUUAAAGUUCAUCGGCUGGUUUUGGCUGCCAGUAGUCCUUACUUCGCAGCUUUAUUCACUGGAGGAAUGAAAGAGUCCUCAAAAGAUGUUGUACAGAUUCUAGGAAUUGAAGCUGGAAUCUUUCAAAUACUUCUAGAUUUCAUUUAUACAGGUAUAGUGAACAUAGGUGUGAAUAAUGUCCAGGAGCUGAUUGUUGCAGCAGACAUGCUACAGUUGACUGAAGUUGUUAAUCUGUGCUGUGAAUUUCUAAAAGGACAAGUUGAUCCAUUGAACUGCAUUGGAAUCUUUCAGUUCUCUGAGCAAAUUGCCUGCCAUGAUCUUUUGGAAUUCACAGAAAACUACAUUCAUGUCCAUUUCUUGGAGGUUCACAGUGGGGAGGAGUUCCUAGCGCUUACAAAAGAUCAACUGAUCAAAAUUUUGCGAAGCGAAGAGCUCAGUAUCGAGGAUGAAUACCAGGUCUUCUUAGCUGCUAUGCAAUGGAUUCUGAAGGACCUGGGAAAAAGAAGAAAACAUGUGGUGGAAGUGCUAGAACCAAUUCGAUUCCCUUUAUUACCUCCUCAGAGGCUUUUAAAGUAUAUAGAAGGAGUAUCUGAUUUUAAUCUUCGUGUUGCGUUGCAAACACUUUUGAAAGAGUACUGUGAGGUGUGCAAAUCUCCCAAAGAAAACAAGUUUUGUAGUUUUCUGCAGACAUCCAAGGUUCGGCCUCGGAAGAAAGCAAGAAAGUACCUGUAUGCAGUAGGCGGGUAUACUCGGUUGCAGGGGGGUCGUUGGAGUGAUAGCAGAGCCCUCAGCUGUGUAGAGCGUUUUGACACCUUUAGCCAGUACUGGACCACUGUGUCUUCACUUCAUCAGGCUCGAUGCGGGCUAGGAGUAGCAGUUCUGGGAGGGAUGGUUUACGCUAUUGGAGGUGAAAAGGAUUCAAUGAUUUUUGACUGUACUGAAUGCUAUGAUCCAGUUACUAAACAGUGGACAACUGUAGCUUCAAUGAAUCACCCCCGCUGUGGUUUGGGAGUGUGUGUGUGUUAUGGGGCUAUCUAUGCUUUGGGUGGAUGGGUUGGAGCAGAGAUAGGUAAUACCAUUGAACGAUUUGAUCCUGAUGAAAAUAAGUGGGAAGUAGUUGGCAACAUGGCUAUGUCACGCUACUACUUCGGGUGUUGUGAAAUGCAAGGUUUAAUUUAUGUAAUUGGGGGCAUCAGCAAUGAAGGAAUAGAGCUUCGUUCUUUUGAAGUGUAUGAUCCACUUUCUAAGCGUUGGUCUCCACUUCCUCCGAUGGGAACCCGGAGAGCCUAUCUUGGUGUGGCUGCACUCAAUGACUGUAUCUAUUCUGUUGGAGGGUGGAAUGAGACACAGGAUGCUCUUCAUACUGUGGAAAAAUAUUCCUUCGAAGAGGAAAAGUGGGUUGAAGUUGCUUCAAUGAAAGUGCCUAGAGCAGGCAUGUGUGUUGUGGCAGUCAAUGGGCUUCUAUAUGUUUCUGGAGGUCGAUCUUCGAGCCAUGAUUUCUUGGCCCCAGGUACCUUGGACUCUGUCGAAGUUUAUAACCCUCAUUCAGAUACAUGGACAGAAAUUGGUAACAUGAUCACCAGUCGUUGUGAAGGAGGUGUUGCUGUACUAUGAAAUAUAAAGUAUAAGGGAGCACAAGAAACAUUUGGAAAAUAUAGGAUUUGACCUUUUGUAAAUCACACAUAUAUUUGGUGAUAGGACCCUCUGAUUCUAUUGAGUUUUCCAUGUAUAUGGUAGAUAAAUGACUAAAGAAUGAUUUUUUCUAAGAAUUUGAGUAAGGAGAGAUAUGGAAUAUUAUCCUAAAUUAAUAAAGAACUCACUCAAAUUUGCCAUGCUUACCAAUAGGAAUGCUGUUUAUGCUCUAGAAUUCUCUUAGGGGUAGAGUCCUAUUUGUAAAAAUGAUUUGCUAGAAGCUUCUUGGCAAAUAGCCCCAUUAGCUGCUUCUCCAGUGUAAGCCACACUGUAACAUGACCCAUGUGUGAUGUAAGAAUAUCAGUGAGACAGUUUGAAGAUGUCUGUACAUUCAGUCUAUGGCACAAUUUUCCAUGACCACAGUUGAACCUACAGAGAAAAGCCAGUGACACAACUCCCUACUUUUAUUUGAUACCAAACUUUUUAUUGGCAGCAGAUACACUGGGAGGGACAUGUAGGAAAUAUCUAGCUAUCUCUAUAGAUGUUUAUAUAGACAGACAAGUUUUUGCCUGUUGAUAACAGGAUUAAAAAAGCUUUUGCUCACUUAUGUUGUCUUAGUGCUGAAAAUGCAAGUGAGGAAUUACUAGGACGUUCUUCAUUAAAGUCCUUUAGUGCAAUUGGAUGAUAUAAUGAGUGACAGAGCCCAGUGAGAGAUAGGUACCUAUUAAAUUUCUUUCCUAUUUUCUAAAUAGUUAUCAAAAAUUAUCUGCUUGGUUUGGGGAAGAGGGAAUUUUAUUAGACUAUCAAGCUUUGUGAAGCUUACUUGUACUUGGGCAAUCCUAAGUAUGAACUUAGUACAAAACCUACUGCCUGGUUUGGAGAAGGUGGAAUUGUAGGGACCUAUGAAGCUUUUUAUAGACAUUGACAAAAGCCUUAAGUUGAAAGUCCUCUGAUCCAAAACUGCUUUUUAAAACUUUUCAUUUUUUUCCCCCUGAGAAACAUUCUAAAGAAUUGUUCUCUAUUUCUGAGAGGAACAUUCUUUUGUGUACAUGAUCAUCACUUUUAGUUAUUUCUACCAGUUGCUUGGAGCCAUAUAU